CCGGAAGCGGCGGGAAGGCGGUGAGGUGCUGGCCGCGGGAGCGAGAGGGGGAGGUAAUUGAAUGGGUCUUCCGAAGCAGAGUUGCUAAAACUGACAGAAAAUGGCAUAUCGAAGAGAUGAAAUGUGGUCUGAAGGGCGAUAUGACUAUGAAAGAGUUCCAAGAGAACGUCUCCCUCCAAGGAUUCAUCCUGAUGCAACAACAAAAUUUCUGCAUUUUCAGCAAACUGGAAAUCAGAUAAGUUUGCACAGGGAUGAUUACCAUAGAGUAGUAAACAUUGUGCCCAAGAAACCACCGCUGCUUGAAAGACCUGGGGAUGGGAAUUAUAGUAGGUAUGAUGAUUACAGUCACGCUGAGUACAGAGACUAUGAAGAGGGUCGCAGUUUUGCCCAUGAGCGAAGAAGUGGCCCUCCACACCGAGGUGUACGUAAGGAUGAAUCAGGAUACAGAUGGCCAAGGGAUGAUCAUCCUAUAAGUCGGCAGCCUGAAUACAGGGACGUCAGAGAUGGCUUCAGAAGAAGAAGCUUCUAUCCUUCUCAUUAUAUAAGAGAGCGAUCCCCUCAUAAGAGGGACUCUCCUUUCUUCAGGGAAUCGCCAGGGAGCCGAAGGGAUUCUCCGCACAGCAGAUCUGGCUCUAGUGUCAGCAGCAGGAGCUACUCCCCUGAAAGAAGCAAAGCCUAUCCGUUCCACCAGUCCCAGCAUAGCAGAAGUAUGUCAUCUUUACAUAAAAGAAAUAUUUCUUCUCAGCAAGGUAAAGAGAGGACGUCAGUUCAAUCACUGAAAACAUCAAGAGAUGCAUCACCUUCAGGCUCCACAGCAGUACCGUCAUCAAAGGCCUUGGAUAAGAGCAACAGACUAUCGGAAAAGGAACUUGCAGAAGCUGCAAGCAAGUGGGCAGCUGAAAAGUCGGAGAAGGCCGAUGAAAGCAAUAUACCUGAAAUAACAGAGUAUGAUGCUGGAUCUUCAGCUCCAUUAUACAUCGAACAAACAGAGGAAACAGAAACAAAUAUAACAGAUAGUAAGGAAUUAUAUGAGGAUGGCCAGCUUCUUGGUCGCUCAAAAGCAAUUGCAACUAAGACAAAGGAGAUUGAACGGGUCUACAGACAAGACUGUGAAACCUUUGGCAUGGUAGUGAAGAUGCUAAUUGAUAAAGAUCCAUCAUUAGAGAAGUCCAUUCAGUUUGCCCUGAGGCAGAAUUUACAUGAAAUAGGUGAGCGAUGCAUUGAAGAACUCAAACAUUUCAUUGCUCAGUACGAUGCUGCCAAUCAAGAUCUAUCAGAAUCCUUCAAAGAGGGCUCAUACUAAGGACAAAAAUACCCUUUCAGAUCCUCUGCAUUGUGUAUGCCAUAAUACAUAAAUCUGUUUUUUGCGGGGAAAGAGGAGAUUUUGUUGGAGAUUUGAACCCAAGGCCUGCGCUCCUUUGCAGUAGCUCAGGUGACUAUCUCUUGUUCACUGUGGUCUCCACAAUUGUAUUCUUCCUACCUGUACUUGUUGACAUAUAUUCCUUUCAAAGGAUGUUCUU
This is a messenger RNA of Aquila chrysaetos chrysaetos, 1520 nucleotides long. RefSeq names its product periphilin 1 (gene PPHLN1). NCBI's taxonomy places the organism in Eukaryota, Metazoa, Chordata, Aves, Accipitriformes, Accipitridae. Bases 101 to 1303 code for a protein of 400 amino acids. Gene Ontology annotation, biological process: negative regulation of DNA-templated transcription; protein localization to heterochromatin; negative regulation of gene expression, epigenetic. Gene Ontology annotation, cellular component: nucleoplasm. The transcript has 11 exons. The record is from RefSeq and is a predicted model, not a curated record.